Neoarius graeffei (lesser salmon catfish) is the source of this 3154-nucleotide messenger RNA. It is a transcript of the gene raf1b, whose product is annotated as Raf-1 proto-oncogene, serine/threonine kinase b. The record is from RefSeq and is a predicted model, not a curated record. The transcript has 17 exons. Gene Ontology annotation, molecular function: ATP binding; protein kinase activity. Gene Ontology annotation, cellular component: plasma membrane; mitochondrion; cytosol. Gene Ontology annotation, biological process: signal transduction; protein phosphorylation. Bases 116 to 2020 code for a protein of 634 amino acids. Lineage: Eukaryota; Metazoa; Chordata; Actinopteri; Siluriformes; Ariidae.
GGCAGCCAAUCCUAGCACAGGAGCCGAAGUUUAGUUGAAUACGGGUGGAAAGAAACAACGCAGCGACAGUUCCCCGACUUUUUCCUGAUUGUUGAGAUUAUUGCUGUCCAGCCUGAUGGAGUAUGUCCAAGGGACCUGGAAGACCCUGAGUAAUGGGUUUGGAUUCAGAGACUCAGUGUUUGAAGAUUCCUGCAUGCCUCCUGCUAUAACCAAAGGCUUUCCUUAUCGCAGACGCUCAUCAGAUGAUGAGAAAUUCACAAACCCUUCCAAAGCCAACACGAUUCGCGUUUAUCUGCCAAAUCAGCAGCGCACUGUGGUGAAUGUACGCCCAGGCACGACCCUGCAAAGCUGCCUCAUCAAGGCCCUUAAAGUUCGUGGCCUCCAGCCUGAGUGCUGUGCUGUGUUCAGGCUCCAUCCAGAACAGCCUAGAAGAAAAUCUCGUAUGGACUGGAACACUGAUUCUACCUCACUCAUUGGGGAAGAGCUGCUUGUAGAAGUCUUGGAUCACGUACCGCUAACAACGCACAAUUUCGUACGAAAGACAUUUCUGAAGCUGGCCUUCUGUGACAUUUGCCAGAAGUUUCUUUUACAUGGCUUCCGAUGUCAGACGUGUGGAUACAAAUUCCACGAGCAUUGCAGCACCAAAGUCCCCACCAUGUGUGUGGACUGGAGCAACAUCCGACAGCUCCUUUUGUUUCCCACACCUGGAGAAAGUGGAACUCCAUCACUACCACCUCUCUCAUCUCGGAGGAUGCGAGACUCUUUAUCCCGACCUCCUGCCAGUGCUUAUCACAGGCACUCUACACCUCAUGCCUUUCACUACAUUGCGCCCUUGCCACCCUCCAGUGGUUCUCUCUCCCAGAAACAGCGCUCCACGUCCACACCCAACGUCCACAUGGUCAGCAGCAGCCUGCCUGCAGGCGGGGCUUCAUCUGAGGAUGCCUCAAAAAGUCAGGACUCAGGAAGACCUCCUAAUCUCAGUCCCACAGGGUGGGCUCAGACCAAAACUCCAGGCCCUGUUCAUAGAGAAAAGGUUUCAUCGAAUACUCAGGACAAAAACAGAAUAUGGCCCAGGGAGAAGCGAGACUCUUGCUACUACUGGGAGAUUAAUGCCAGUGAGGUGGUUCUGCACUCCUGCAUUGGCUCAGGGUCAUUUGGGACAGUUUACAAAGGGAAAUGGCACGGUGAUGUUGCUGUGAAGAUUUUAAAGGUCACAGAUCCUACACCUGAGCAGUUUCAGGCCUUUCGCAACGAAGUCGCCGUUCUGAGAAAGACUCGGCACGUCAAUAUCUUGCUAUUUAUGGGCUACAUGACCAAAGAUAACCUGGCCAUUGUGACGCAGUGGUGUGAAGGAAGCAGCCUCUAUAAACACCUGCACGUCCAGGACACCAAACUGCAGCUGUUCCAGCUGAUUGAUAUUGCCAGACAGACCGCUCAAGGCAUGGACUAUUUGCAUGCAAAGAACAUAAUCCACCGGGACAUGAAGUCAAACAACAUCUUCCUCCAUGAAGGCUUAACAGUGAAGAUCGGAGACUUUGGUUUGGCCACGGUGAAGACCAGAUGGAGCGGCUCGCAUCAAGUAAAGCAGCCUUCAGGAUCUAUCCUCUGGAUGGCUCCUGAGGUGAUCAGGAUGCAGGACAGUAAUCCCUACAGUUUCCAGUCAGACGUCUACGCCUAUGGUAUUGUGCUUUAUGAGCUGAUGACCGGUGAGCUCCCAUAUUCUAUGGUUGCGAACAGAGACCAGAUCAUCUUCAUGGUAGGAAGAGGUUACUUAUCUCCAGAUCUAAGCAAGCUGUAUAAGAGCUGCCCCAAAGCCAUGAAGAGACUCGUCGCUGACUGCAUUAAGAAAUCGAAAGAUGACAGGCCGCUGUUCCCUCAAAUUCUGGCCUCUAUAGAGUUGCUGCAACACUCGUUGCCCAAAAUCAACCGCAGCGCAUCGGAGCCGUCGCUUCACAGAGCCACUCACACAGACGACAUCAGCAUUUGCACUCUGACCUCCACAAGGCUGCCUGUAUUCUAAUAUGACUAUCUGAUUGUCCAGACUUUCUUUCAGCUAGACCUGGAGCACAUUAAUCACAUCAGUGUAUUUAAAUUAUUUCUCAAAAUGAGGCACAGGAGUAGAAAAAGCACAGCAGAGGCUCUUGCAGUUUGGUUGAAGAUACGACUCCGAAGAAAACUUGCCUUUUACAGCUUUCUUGGUUUUGCUAAGAAUGUAACGGAGUCAUUAUAUUUGACCGUGUUCCUUUCAUAGUAGCCAAAGGUCAGUGGAGUAAAAGACAUGGCCAGAGAGCACUUUUUUUUUUAUUAUUACACUUAAUUUAUUCUGUCUCAUUUGGUGUGAUGAGGUAUACAGCAUAGCGUUGAAUACACUAUUAAUAACCUACCACUGGGUUUUAGCAACGUAACACAUAGUUGGCACAUGUACCAUCAUAAAUAUUGCAUCAACCAAUAACACUAAUGGUGGGAUUUAAGACCUUACAUGCAUGAACUGUGUUGUGUUCACCGACAUAAUAUACGUUCACGGCGUGAAAUGCAUCAAUCAGAAAUAUUGGACCAGAUCCAUGUUCAGUGGGCUCCUUUUACAAAUCCGGUGAUCUGUCCUUUCUUAUUCUAAAUGAUCUUAUCCAUUCAUUCUGCCAAUUUUAUGGGGGUUUAAAAGCUGAGAAGUGAGGUUUUGGUUGUUUGCAGGAGCUGAAUUCUUGAUAAGACUCGUAACCGCACAGUUUGAUAUUUUAAUGGCAAAAGCUUAACCCACAAAAAUUCCAGACGAUCCUGAACGUGUGAUGGGACUUUCCAAAUCAUACUCCUUUUUAAUUUCACCAACUAACUAAAAUUGUAUAUUUCUUACAAAAGUGCCAACUCUCCCAGUGGCUUUUAUCAUUUGAAGGUAUAGACUGAUUGUUCUCAGAUGUGUACUUAGAGAUUUAAAGGAUAAACUUGAUCAAGUAUAAGGUAAUUUCGCAUUUUAAUUUUUUCUUUCCAGGGUUGUAUAUAAUUUGAGAAUCAAAAAUGAGAGCAUAUUGAGGAUUAUUCUUGAGAUUAUAAGGCACUUUCUCCUGUUUUGACCUGGUAUUCUUUAGCGAGGUCCAAUUUGUGCACUUGAAAGACUGUUUGUUUAUGCUUUGUAUUUUAAUAAAGGUAAGUUAAACACACA